Echinops telfairi (small Madagascar hedgehog) is the source of this 2275-nucleotide messenger RNA. It is a transcript of the gene BEST3, whose product is annotated as bestrophin 3. The record is from RefSeq and is a predicted model, not a curated record. NCBI's taxonomy places the organism in Eukaryota, Metazoa, Chordata, Mammalia, Afrosoricida, Tenrecidae. Bases 263 to 2275 code for a protein of 670 amino acids. Gene Ontology annotation, molecular function: chloride channel activity. The transcript is spliced from 10 exons.
UCAGCAGCUGUUGCUUCUGUUUGUUCCCAGCGAUCACUGUCAUCAGUGGGCAAGCUGGCGCAAACAGGCCUCCUCAGCCAGUGGAAAAACCUUUCACCCCACGCCUGCCACCCGCCGCGGGUCUGCUGAGGACCACAGGAAACCCGACUGAGCGCAGCACCCACCCCAGGCCCCUCUUCACGGGGAGCCUGAGAUUGGAAGAUUUUCCUUCCCGUCGGGGAGUGCAACCCACAUAAAUAGGACAGAAACAAAACUACCCACGAUGACUGUCACUUACUCCAGUAAAGUGGCAAAUGCGACCUUUUUUGGAUUUCACAGGUUACUCCUCAAGUGGCGAGGCAGCAUCUACAAACUCCUAUACAGGGAAUUUAUUGUGUUUGCUAUUCUUUACACGGCGAUAAGUUUGGUGUACAGAUUGUUACUUACAGGAGCCCAAAAACGUUACUUUGAAAAAUUAUCAAUUUACUGUGACAGAUAUGCUGAACAAAUUCCAGUAACCUUUGUGCUUGGGUUUUAUGUGACUUUGGUAGUGAACCGGUGGUGGAACCAGUUCGUGAAUCUGCCCUGGCCGGACAGGCUGAUGUUCCUCAUCUCCAGCAGCGUGCACGGCAGCGACGAGUACGGGCGCCUGCUCCGGAGGACGAUGAUGCGCUACGUCAACCUCACGUCGCUGCUCAUCUUCCGCUCCGUGAGCACCGCCGUGUACAAGCGCUUCCCGACGAUGGACCACGUCGUUGAAGCAGGGUUUCUGACCACAGAUGAAAGGAAAUUAUUCGACCACCUCAAAUCUCCUCAUCUGAAGUACUGGGUUCCAUUCAUCUGGUUUGGAAAUCUCGCCACUAAAGCCCGGAAUGAAGGUAGAAUCCGAGACAGUGUUGACCUGCAAUCGCUGAUGACUGAAAUGAACCGCUACCGUUCUUGGUGCAGCCUCUUAUUCGGUUACGACUGGGUGGGCAUUCCACUGGUCUACACCCAGGUUGUCACUCUGGCCGUCUACACCUUCUUCUUCGCAUGCCUGAUUGGACGCCAGUUUUUGGAUCCCACCCAAGGCUAUGCAGGGCACGACUUAGACCUCUACAUUCCAGUCUUUACACUCCUACAGUUCUUCUUCUAUGCAGGAUGGCUCAAGGUAGCCGAACAGCUGAUCAACCCUUUUGGAGAAGAUGAUGAUGAUUUUGAAACAAAUUGGUGCAUUGAUAGAAAUUUGCAGGUCUCUCUUUUAGCUGUGGAUGAAAUGCACAUGAACUUACCCAAGCUGAAGAAGGACAUUUACUGGGACGAUUCUGCUGCUCGUCCUCCGUACACCCUGGCAGCUGCUGACUACUGCAUACCUUCAUUUCUGGGGUCCACUGUCCAAAUGGGGCUGUCUGGGUCUGAGCUGCCCAGCGAGGAAUGGCUGUGGGACUACGAGAAGCAAGGCCAUCGGAAUUCGGUGAUCAGAAGAGUCAAGAGGUUCCUGAGCGCCCACGAACCCCCCUCCAGUCCCCGGAGGAGAAGCUUCUGGCGGCAGGCCAGCGACAGCUCCUCGUUCUUCCCCCCUGACCCCCUCGGGCCGGCUAUGGACCUGCUGGACGUGCCCCCGCACGGGAAGCAGCCCCGCGGCCCAGCAGGGAGUCCCAAACUGCACUCCAGCGUGGGCGAACUGUCCACCAUCCGAGAAGCCAGCCGCACGAGCACCAUCCAGAGCCUGAGCCCGCAGUCCAGUGUGAGGGCCUCCCCCACCAAAGCGCCCGAGGUCCCCGAGGUCCGGGUCACGGCGGCCGAGGCAGAUGGGCGCUGCCCAGAUGCCACCGCCUCUCUCGUGGACUUGGAGUUCACCGGGGUUCGGCCCAGCACUGCGGGGCGGCCAGAGCGCCCCGCGGGUUUGAUCCUGUCCCCCUCAGAUAAGAGUCUCCUUCUCAUGGGACCCAGUUCCCAGACUCUCGCCGGCAAAGCCGAGGGGCGAGCGUUCAAGUUCGGUUUCCAGGAGGACCCCGAUGGGAAUGACAAGUUCCUGAAAAGGUGGAGCCUCCCGGGGUUCCUGGAGUCCAGCCACACCUCCCUGGCCGGCCCCAACCCGGGCCCCGGGGGCGCUGAGCCCACCCUGCGCCUCGAGACUGACACGUCCUCGGAGAGCAGCGGCAUCAACUUCGCGGCGGGCCCGCGCGUCCCCCCUCGCCUGCUCUACCUAAUGGAAAGCCUGGACACCCCGGAAACCGACAUCACCGGGUGCGACAGCGAGCAAGCCGAGGCGUCCCCCACAGGCGUGCCAGGACGUUCGAGAACGUUGUCCUAG